Messenger RNA from Dibothriocephalus latus, 732 nucleotides. The record is from the annotation of a GenBank genome assembly. Lineage: Eukaryota; Metazoa; Platyhelminthes; Cestoda; Diphyllobothriidea; Diphyllobothriidae.
GCUGUUAUGUACGUUUUCAUUAAACCGGCGACCGCGGAGCCUAUCACUUCAGCUCCUGACGCCUGUGCGAGGAGCGAAACUGAGGUCCUUCCAGAAGAGUCUACUGAAAACGACGAGCAGCCAGAAAUUGAACUGCAUCGACUUCGCCAUAAUUCGCGAUGCUCUGCUGUUAUGAACACUUUCUGUCAAACGGCGGCCGCGGAGCGUACCCCACCAGCCCCUAAUGUGAGUGCAGAUGAUGACACUGAGGCCCUUCUUGGACAAUCUACCCCAAACAACGAGCAGUUGGAAAUCGAACUGCGCCGAUUUCACCGAAAUUCACGAUGCCUGGGUAUCUUCUUGGCUCUGCUGUCGGGAAUCUGCUAUGGCCUGGUUUUUGUGCCGAUAAUUUACACACAGGAAAAUGAACCCGGCGCCAGCCAGAAAGGAAUCCAUUAUAUUGGUGCAACUGGAGUGGGUUCCCUGCUUGCCUCCACCAUCUACUUUGUCAUCUACAGUUGUUCCACCUUUAACUCACCGGAGAUUCCUUCCAAUGUUAUGAUCCUGCCUGCUCUACUCACGGGACUCUUAUGGACUACAGGUCAGGCCUGCUGGCUGAUCGCAAACGAGGCCUUGCAAGCCUCCAUCACCUUCCCCAUCGCCACUACUGCGCCCGCAGCCAUAGUCGCCCUCAUCGGUACCAUUUUCUACCAUGAAGUGAAGGUAGAGGUAACUUUCGUUAUCGCCUCCUAG